Molecule: messenger RNA, 2231 nt
Organism: Argiope bruennichi
Lineage: Eukaryota; Metazoa; Arthropoda; Arachnida; Araneae; Araneidae
Product: protein germ cell-less-like
Exons: 14
Coding region: 149-1618 (489 amino acids)
Biological process (GO): germ cell development
Molecular function (GO): protein binding
Source: RefSeq, a predicted model, not a curated record
GCUGUGUACGAAUGUUUUGAUUUUAUUUUUUUAUGCAAUCCGUUUGUUGUUUCGAUUUCUCUUUAUUUGGUAUAUAAUAAAAAUAAUCACUUUAUGUGCAUGGGCACCCAACAGAAGAAUAAUUUUAUGAUACGACCUAAUUAUAAUCAUGGGUAACACUGUUGUUCAUAGUUUUCUGAGGUCUGGUCUUCCUGUAAAACGAAAAUCGAACACGUUUGAUCAUGAAUUUCAAGAAUCAGAUGAAGAGGAUUAUACAUUAUCACCGAAAAGGCGAAAGGUGAUGAGCACAACCAGAUAUGUUUAUCAAACUCUUUUUGAAGAAGGACAAGGUAGUGAUGUUAGAAUAGUUGCCUUAAAUAGAACAUGGAACCUUCAUAGGCUAUAUUUAUCACAAUCUCCUUAUUUCAACAGUAUGUUCAAUGGACUCUGGAUUGAAAGAACGCAAGAAGAAAUUAAAAUUGGAAUUGAAGAUGAAAACAUAACAACUGAUGCCCUGCACAAAGUUUUUGGUUCAUUAUAUCAGGAUGAGAUUCAGAUCAUGCCAUUAGAAGCGGUCUCUAUUUUAGCGUGUGCAACUCUCCUUCAGUUGGAAGAUUUAAUUCACCAGAGUGUUGAAGUAAUGAAAGAAAGCAUAAAUAUAGAAACAGUACUUUUAUAUUAUGAAGCAUCUGAAUUAUAUGGUUUAGAAGAAGUUAAGAACAGCACUUUAGAUUGGUUGAACCGGAAUAUGUUAUUUUGUAUUAAUUCUUCACCUGAUCAUUUACGUCAAGUGAGCUGUGAUUUGAUGUCUGAGUUAAUUUCAUCUCCUAAGCUUGUUGUUGUUCAAACAGAAUUUUCCUUGUAUCUUUUAUUAAAAAGUUGGGUUUUCUUGAAAGAAAAUUUUUCCUUUAGAAAUUAUGAAACAAUUAGUGCUGCCGCUGAUCAGUAUUUCCAGUCCAAUAAAGGCAGUACAUCUUUUUUAUUAACUGAUACAGGAACCCCUUACUUGAAAGCUUUCCGUGCCUUACGUCUGCAGCAUCUUGUUAUACAUCAUGUUGAUAUGGAACUCAUUGAAUAUGAUAAUAUUAUCCCUGUUGAUUGGUUUAUGCCUAUAUUCAAAACUCAAUGGUACCAUAUGUUAAGAGUUGAUCAAGGAGUUGAUAAAGGGCCCAAACAAGUUAGUGAAGAAGAUUUCAACCGUGAUUGUGUGAGGUGUGGAAGAGUUUUGCAGACUGACACACAGCAUAGUUGGAGAUGGACAGGGUUCAAUUUCGGUUUUGAUAUAGUUAUAUCAUACAAAAAUGGGUGCUUUAAACUACGUCGUUUCCAAUCUGGCGAAAGCGAGUCUCCUGCUUUCCAAAGUCAAUCACAGAUCGUUGCCUUACGAGCUAAGAAACGUCAUCUCAUGUACCGCAUUUCAGUAUGUUCUUUAGAUAAAAAUGGAAGGGCUCUUUCUAAAGGGGAAACAGAUAUUAAAACUGUGUCACUGAAUGAAAAUGAGCAAAUUACAGUCCUUAGUUUUCCUGUAGCCCUUUCAUUUCCUGUGUUGUUGAGUGCCAAUUUUCUGCUUACAACUCCUCUACGGACCACAGACGAAAUCAUGCCUUCCAUAAGACCAGCCAGUGAGCUCUAUGCAUAGGUUAAUCAUCUUCGUGUGUAUGUGUGCGCUAUCAUUUUUAGUUGUUUUUAUAUUUAUGUUUGGCAGCUGUUCAUAAAUUCACACUGAUCUUUCAUCUCAAUCAUUCCAUAUUUUAAGCUUUGUUUCAAUUGCAUUUUCACUGCUUACUUUUUAUAUACUUUUUAAUAUUGCCGAAAAGAAGGCAUAUUAAUGAGGAACAAUUAUUUGUUUUCACUCCUAUUUCUUUCUGUGAUGUGUAACUUUAUUACCUAGCAUUUUUUUAUUGGCAAUUAGUAUCAUUUGUGAAACUGUAAUUUUGUAAUUGAAAAGAAUUGUCCUGAAUCUGUGAAUAUUUCUUAUUUAUUAUAUACUGUUCAUUAAGUUUCAUUUUUAUAUAGUCUAAUACAUAUUAAAGUAUAAAUAAGAUGAAUCGUCCUGUGAGAGAGUGUUUUGUCAUAUGUUUAAUAUGAAAAAUAUUUGAUGUUACUAAAAAGAGUAUACUUGAUGAAACUUCAUAUUGUUUAAAAUAUAUUGUAUCAAUAGUUAUAGUUUAAAAAAUAUCUAUUUAAUCAUGAGAUUGCAAUGUUAAAUAAUUUUUUCUAAAAAACUGUAAAAGCCAUUCUUUUUUUUUUAU